Arabis nemorensis is the source of this 1770-nucleotide messenger RNA. The record is from the annotation of a GenBank genome assembly. NCBI's taxonomy places the organism in Eukaryota, Viridiplantae, Streptophyta, Magnoliopsida, Brassicales, Brassicaceae.
AUGUUCAAUUCCAUGAGUAACAGUGACCACCACCUGAUUUCUCUGAUCGUAUCUUCCACCGGAAAACUACAUCUCCGGCAGAUUUACGCCUUCUUACUUCGCACUUCCUUAAUCAGAAACUCUAACGUUUUCCACCACUUCCUCUCCCGUCUCGCUCUCUCUCUCGUUCCUCGAGACAUCGAUUACUCGCGUCGGGUUUUCUCCCACAGGAGUAACCCGAGUGUCUCUCACUGCAACACCAUGAUCAGAGCUUUCUCCGUCAGCCAAACUCCCGGCGAAGGUUUUCGCUUGUUCCGAUCUCUCAGACGAAAAAGCUCUCUUCCCCCUAAUCCGCUCUCUUCUUCUUUUGCUCUCAAGUGUUGCAUCAAAUCAGGUGACUUACUCGGUGGUUUGCAGAUUCACGGCAAGAUUGUGAGUGAUGGGUUUCUCUCCGAUAGUCUUCUGAUGACGACUCUGAUGGAUCUCUACUCCACCUGUGAAAACAGCACUUACGCCUGUAAAGUGUUCGACGAAAUUCCCCACAGAGAUACCGUUUCUUGGAACGUGCUUCUUUCGUGUUUUCUGUCGAACAAACGUACACGAGACGUUCUGCUUUUGUUUGAUAAGAUGAAGAACGAGGUCGAUGGGUGUGGAAAACCAGACGCUGUAACAUGCUUGCUAGCUCUACAAGCUUGCGCCAGCUUGGGCGCGUUGGAUUUCGGUGAAAAAGUUCAUUACUUUAUUGAUGAAAAUGGACUCGGUGGGGCUUUGAACUUGAGCAACACUCUUGUUUCGAUGUACUCUCGAUGCGGAGCUAUGGAUAAGGCUUAUCAAGUCUUUAAUCGCAUGAGUGAAAAAAACGUGGUCUCAUGGACGGCUAUGAUCUCGGGUCUAGCCAUGAACGGGUUUGGAAGAGAAGCCAUUGAAGCUUUCAACGAAAUGUUGAAGUUUGGAAUCUCUCCAGAGGAACAGACACUGACAGGUUUACUGUCUGCGUGUAGCCAUUCAGGGUUGGUCGAUGAAGGAACGAUGUUUUUCGAAAAGAUGAGGAGCGGCGAGUUUAAGAUACAGCCUAAUUUACAUCAUUAUGGGUGCAUCGUUGACCUCUUGGGACGUGCCCGUCUACUCGAUAAAGCUUAUAGUCUCAUAACAUCAAUGGAGAUGAAGCCAGACUCAACCAUAUGGCGUACGCUUCUCGGGGCUUGUAGAGUCCAAGGAAAUGUGGAACUUGGGGAACGCGUGAUCUCUCAUCUUAUCGAACUCAAAGCAGAAGAAGCUGGAGAUUACGUUCUGUUACUCAACACAUACUCUUCGGUUGGGAAAUGGGAGAAAGUGACUGAAUUGCGUUCGUUGAUGAAGGAGAAAAAAAUCCAUACCAAACCUGGAUGCAGUGCAAUCGAGCUACAAGGAACCGUUCACGAGUUUAUUGUAGAUGAUAAUUCGCAUCUGCGAAAGGAAAAAAUCUAUAAAAUGCUGGCAGAAAUCAAUCAGCAGCUGAAGAUUGCAGGUUAUGUGGCGGAUAUCACAUCGGAACUGCACAAUCUGGAUUCAGAAGAAGAAAAGGGACAUGCUUUGACGUACCAUAGCGAGAAACUAGCUAUUGCCUUUGGUAUUCUCGCAACUCCACCAGGAACAACCAUUAGAGUGACCAAGAAUCUUAGAACUUGUGUUGACUGCCAUAAUUUCGCAAAGUUUGUAUCUGAUGUUUAUGAUCGUGUCGUGAUUGUUAGAGACCGUUCCCGAUUUCAUCAUUUUAAAGGUGGGUCAUGCUCUUGUAAUGACUUUUGGUAA